Penicillium taxi is the source of this 912-nucleotide messenger RNA. RefSeq lists its product as uncharacterized. The record is from RefSeq and is a predicted model, not a curated record. Lineage: Eukaryota; Fungi; Ascomycota; Eurotiomycetes; Eurotiales; Aspergillaceae. The transcript has a single exon. The coding region runs from base 1 to 912 and encodes 303 amino acids. Gene Ontology annotation, cellular component: nucleus.
AUGACUUCUUCAAAUGUCAACAUCCUGUUGUCGUCUUUUCCUGGACUGUCGCUUCCACCAACCGUCUCAUUUUCACUUCCUUCCACUUCCAGCAUCUUUGACCUAACCGAAAAAGUCGCAUCUUACCUCCCAUCUUCACUCUCGGUGAAAUCUCUCAUCCUUACAACAACCGAUAACAAACAAGUUCUGCCGUCAUCCGAUUCACUUCAGUCACUUCUGGUCGCCCGAAAUGGUGACUCCGGUUCGACUCUACUGCCUCUCCGUCUCUCUGUUCCCCUAUGCGGUGGAAAGGGUGGAUUUGGAUCUCAACUUCGUGCCGCCGGUGGACGCAUGUCCUCAAAACACAAGCGCAACCAGGGUGACCAGAAUAGUUCCAGUCGCAACCUUGACGGCCGACGCCUGCGAACUGUCAACGAGGCGAAAGCCCUUGCAGAGUACCUUGUCGUCAAGCCAGAAAUGGAACAAAAGGAGAAGGAAGAACGACGUAAACGAUGGCAAUCCGUAGUGGAAGUGGCAGAGCGGCGCCAGGACGAGCUUAAAAGAGGCGGAAAAGAAAGAAUUGACGGCCAGUGGAUGAAUGAUAAGGAAGAAAUGACCGAAAAAGCCCGAGAAGCUGUCCUUUUGGCCAUGAAGGAGGGUGACUGGACCGACAACCUUCGCGACGCAAUUAUGGGAGGUUCCAGCACCAGUGCUAGUGACGGCAGCGAGGAGGCUUCUUCGUCGAAUUCGGACUCUGAUGAGGGGAAUAAGACCAUAAGUACCCCGAACACGGCUGGACCUUCUGCUCCGGUAUCAAAACCUGCCCCUCGACGCUUCAUUGGAUUCGAUGAUGAUGACGAAUUCAUGAGCGACUCCGGCGAAGAGGAAGCAGAUGAAUCGGAUGUCAGGAACAAGGGAAAAGCACGCGCAUGA